This is a messenger RNA of Brassica rapa (field mustard), 2331 nucleotides long. RefSeq lists its product as uncharacterized. Lineage: Eukaryota; Viridiplantae; Streptophyta; Magnoliopsida; Brassicales; Brassicaceae. The record is from RefSeq and is a predicted model, not a curated record. Gene Ontology annotation, molecular function: zinc ion binding.
AUGAGUGUGUUCGAGAUUGUCACGUUUAAUGCUAGUUUCGGUGGAUAUUGGGUGAAGAAAAGAACCGGUGAUGUUGGGUAUAUUGGUGGGGAUGUGAAAACCAUCGAAUGCAAACCGGAAGAGUUGUUCACAUUUUUAUUAGAUGAGUUUGGAGAGGGAUUGUAUAUGCAUAGGUUGUGGUACACGCUUCCUUUUGAGGAUCACAAGGAUAGAAAGAAACUGAGCCAUGUUAGAGAUGCUAGUUUUAAAGAGAUGUGUGAAGCGGGUCAGUGGAAAGGAGUUCUUAAUUUGUUCCUAGUGAGCACAGUCGAUCAUCCUGAGGAAGAGCAGAUUCAGGAACCUUGCGAAGAAGAGAUCCGAGUAGAAAGAAAUGUUGCUGGCUUUGUGGAUGAAGAUGAAGAUUUCGAUUAUCAUAACACACCUCCCAAUUCUGAUGGUGAGGAAGAGGAGGAUAUGCUGAGGUUCAAACCAGGGAGUGGUCACCUAGAGCUAAGGCAAGUCUUUGAUACAAUUGAAGAUUUCAAAAAUGCAUUAGUUGAGUAUGCUUUGAAGGGAGGGUGGAACAUCAAGCGGAAUAAAUGGGGAAAAAUUAAAUGUGGGGCUGUUUGUGGGUCUAAAGACAAGUGCCCAUGGAGAAUCUAUUGCUCUUAUGAAGAGAGAUAUGGGAAGUGGAUGGUGAAAACAUAUGAAGAUGGGCACAAAUGCCAAAAAGAUGGGUAUAGUAAGCUACUGAAAUCGGGUGUGAUUUUGAAGCUCUUCAUGGACGAGAUUAGGAAUGAUGUUGAUUUGAAACCUAAGUAUAUGCAAGAGCAGAUUGAGCAAAGGUUCAACUUGAUAACCACGAUUGACAAGUGUAAAAAGGCCAAGCGAAAGGCACUAGACAUCAUCAGCCGUGAUCAUGAGGAGCAAUUUAGUAGGCUAAAAGACUACCGACUUGCGAUUCUAGCCACCAAUCCAGGAUCAACUGUGGAGCUAGACACGGUUUUAGAUGAUGAUGGAGCUGAAGUGUUUCAAAGAUUCUAUGUGUGUUUUGCAACCAUCAGAUCGUUGUGGACAAUGUGGUGUCGGCCUAUCUUUGGAUUAGAUGGAUGCUUUCUCAAAUGCACACUAAAAGGUCAACUCUUGGCAGCUGUAGGAAGAGAUGCAAAUAAUGGAAUGUACCCAAUUGCUUGGGCUGUUGUUGAUGUGGAGAACGAGGAUAACUGGAUAUGGUUCAUACAGAAGCUGCAAGUGGAUUUUAACUUACAAGGAGGUCAAAAUUUCACCAUAAUAUCUGAUAGACAAAAGGGCUUGUUGAAUGCGGUCGAGAGGAUUUUACCACACGUUGAACACAGGAUGUGUGCUCGCCACAUAUAUGGCAAUUUGAAAAAAAUCUUUCCUCGCCAAGCCGAGAUGAAGAAUUUGUUUUGGAGAGUAGCUGAGAGCACCACAGUUCGUGAGUAUGAAGCUAGUGUUGAGGCGGUUAAAAGGUAUGAUAUACGUGUGUUUGAAGCAAUGAUGGAGAAAAAUCCCAAGAAUUGUAGUCUCGCGUUCUGCUCUCCAAUGUCUUCUUGUUUGGAUGUACACAACAACAUCUCGGAGUCAUUCAACAAUGCUAUUGAUCCUGCUAGAUACAUGCCGAUGGUUGAGAUGCUUGAGACUAUUAGAAGAACAACAAUGAUCCGUAUCGAUCUGAGAAAGAGGAUUGCAGCUGACAAUGCUAGUAGGUUCCCUUCUAGAAUUAUGAAGAUCAUAGAAGCUGAGCAGAGAAAGCUGAAGUUUUGUAAGAUGAUCCCGGGUGGUGAUGGUAGAUGCAAGGUGAGAGAGGCGAGUAUAUCUUACAGCGUGAAUAUGAGGCUGCGGACAUGUGCAUGCCGUAGAUGGGAACUAGGUGGUAUUCCUUGUCGCCAUGCAUUACGUGUCAUCACCGAGAAGAAGCUGAAUUAUGAAGAUUACAUUUCUAGUUGGUUCCUCAACACAAGACAGCAGCAAAUUUAUAGUGAUUCAAUUAGGCCGGUGAAUGGAAUGUGUUUUUGGGACCAAACCGGUUCCACCGUGCUUCCACCUCCUGGCUUGGUAGAAGAACUCGAGAACAGAAAAGGAAGAAAGCCAAAACCAAAGAGAAAGAAAGGAAAAAAUGAGUCACCAACAAAGAAGAAGGUCAAUCGAAGUAGGAGAGUGAUGCAUUGUGGUCGAUGUGGCGUUGCUGGACACAAUGUAACCAAGUGCCCAAAUGUAGGCGUGCCAGUGAAUAGACCAAAAAAGAAGACAGCAACGAUGGGGGAAGAUGAUCAAGACUUCAUGUCAUGUGAUGACUUUGGUGUAGGACCAAGUCAACCAACGCAAGAAUAA